Messenger RNA from Epinephelus lanceolatus (giant grouper), 1752 nucleotides. RefSeq names its product H-2 class II histocompatibility antigen, A-U alpha chain-like. The record is from RefSeq and is a predicted model, not a curated record. NCBI's taxonomy places the organism in Eukaryota, Metazoa, Chordata, Actinopteri, Perciformes, Serranidae.
UAUCGACACAGCUUCCUGAUGAUUUACCAGGACUAAAAAUCCAGCUUUCCUCAAUUUUCUGUUUUGUACAUGACCUGGUUAUGUGAUCACAUGUAUGAAGUGCAGAUUGGCAAAGGAGAUUAAACUAUUUCUUCAGACUGAGAGUCUCCAAUGAUGAAGUUCUUUAGCCCAGACAUGAAGUGCUCUGCUCUUGUAAUCCUGAUGAUCAACAGCUUCUGUGUCUUCUCACAAAUUCCCCAUGAAUUUCUCUACGUUGUGGGUUGCUUUGAAAACGGGACAACUGAAGUUCAGUAUGAGUAUGAUGCUGAGGAGAUGUUAUACAUGGAUUUUGACAGAGAUGAGGUUGUUUACACUGUGCCCACAUUUCUUGUGGACGACCCAAGUAAACUCUUUGAGAAUUUGCACAUAUAUCUAGACGCUAAGAAAGCCAAGAGAUCAUGUAAAGCGAUUGUGGUACUCUGCAAAGAGGAGGAGGAAGACCCAACAGAGGAAAGUGACCCCCCUGAGAGCAUCAUCUACCCUUCAGAGGAAGUUGAGCUGGGAGUUGAAAACAGCCUCAUCUGCUUUGUGAAUCAUUUCUACCCACCUGAGAUCAAAGUCACCUGGACCAGAAAUGGUCUCCCAGUUUCGGAGGGGGCGUCACUCAGUCGGUAUUAUCCCAAUAAUGAUCAAACCUUUCAUCAGCUCUCCACCCUGACAUUCACACCGAGGGAGGGAGACAUUUACAGCUGCACUGUGGAGCACAUGGCCCUGGACAGGCCUCAAACAAGGAUCUGGGAACCUGACUUUAGUCAUGACAGUAGUGUGGGACCAGAUGUUUACUGUGGAGUGGGCCUGGCUGUGGGUUUGUUGGGAGUCGCAGCUGGAACAUUUUUAAUAGUUAAAGGACACCAUGGACGGUAACAUCUCUGUUUAAGAGAGAUGAAAUUGAUGAUGAUGAUGAUGAUGAAGACAACGAUGAUUUUGAAGUGCACUAUUUAUUGUCUUCUAAACCGUGAUUUGGUUUAGAGGGAGGUGUGAACAUCAGGCCUGCUGUGGCUCAUUCAAGAACGAAUCGAAUGACAUGUUUAGUUGUGGAAAAUUUACACUGUUCAAACAAAUAUUUUCUCACCAUGCGCAAAGAAAACAGAUUGUAAACUAUAUUUCAGCCUGUCAUUUACAUGUGAACACAUCUUAAUAUACUGUACAUAUGCAAGAUUAUGUUUAACUUUAAAACAAAACUACGAAAGUUUUGAGGGAGGAAAUAACACAUUGUUCCUCUUAUUAAAGAAAUGCUGAAUUCAUAAGCAACUAGGGACCAUCAACAUAAAAGUAGUCACUGAUUUGAAGAGGAAAUGUUCACUGUCCAGUCUGCUGAUCAGUACUCUUUUUUAAAUGCCCUCACUCUUUGUUUCGUCUCACUCUGCAUCUGAACUGUUUAAAUAUUACUUUACAUUUUUCUUGUCUUUGAAUGACCCAAGUUGUGUGACAUUCAUGUAUCUGUGGUUACCUACAUGCUCCAGAACAGCCUCUUCCUCCUGCUUGCAUCUACAGACCUCCAUCGCCGACAGCCCAACAUAACAAAUUUCUUUUGAUGUAAGAAAAAAACCUGACAGAGAAGUUUGGUUAUAAAAUCAUGUUACCUGUUCUUUCUGCAACUUUCUCUCUCAGGUUGCAUUCUUGUACCCUUUCAUUUCUAAUUUGAGGAAGAAGUUCAGAUGAAAUUGUCACUUCCUGUCACAUGAUGCAUCAUAAAAUUUGAACCCAUUUUAA